AUGGCCCCGACGACGACGCAGAAAAUCGAGAACGGGCACAGGCAGGAGAACGGGCAUGGGCAGGAGAACGGCGCCGCCAAAAAGCGCAGGAGAGGGGCUACGCGGUUAUCUUGUGCUGAAUGCAGAAGGUUGAAACUACGGUGUGAUCGCACAGUACCCUGUAGCUCUUGCGUCAAGAGAGGCUGCGGGGCUAUAUGCCCCGAUGGCUCUCUCACGACUGGUCAGGGCAAUCGUUUCGUCCUUGCAUCGACACAAGAGCUCCACGAGAAAAUAUCAGAGCUCUCCCUCCGCGUACGAGAACUCGAAGACGGAUUGCGAGCAUCGCACGCAAAGACUGAGACCGGGCUGCACCCACUGCUCAGCGAGGAAUUGCUCAAGAUCAAGGCGCCGCUGCAGAGGGAUCCGUCCUCGCAGCGAACAGACCAGCUCCAGAAUGACAUCAAGGAGGAGGAGACCAAGCCGGACGUGGUCGAUGCCAUUGGGUCGCUGUCCAUUAGCGACUCGGGGCGCACCAAGUAUUUUGGGCACACUGCCAAUUCUUGGUAUUUCUUGCAGAACGAGUCACCCGAAGAUGAGCCUACAGACGACAGGCUUUCACAGCUAUCAAGCGUCCUGCCCGUGGAGAUCUUGGCCUUGACAGGCUCUUUCCCUAUUACCCGCACGGUCCAGCCAUACACCGGCCUACAACUCGAUCGAUUACAGACCCUGUUCCUAUACCUGCCAGACUACCAAUCUGCCACGCGAUUACGGGACAUCUACUACCACCACGCAGCCUGGAUGUACGACCCCGUGCCAAUCGACUACUUCAACGAGCACGUCUUCUUCAAGAUCUACGCGCCCGACGAGCGCUCGCCCGUCGAGGAGGACCUGCUCUCGCCGCGGCUGUCGCUGAUAUUCAUGGUGCUCGCGAUCGGGACGCUGAUGGACACCAAGCAGGAUGCGUAUAAUCUCGAGGCGGAGAGGUACCACCAGCUUGCGCGCGCGGCGCUCUUCCAGGGCUCGUUGUUUGACGAGCCAUCGUUGAAUUCGGUGCAAGCGUUGUUCCUCAUGUCGUUCUACUUGUUCCUGUCGGAUCGACAAGGGACGGAUGCGGGCAGCAGAUGGGCUAUCAUGGGUAUGGCUGUCAAGCUUGCGCAGAGUGUAGUGGGGAAUCAUAAUUCAGACCGCGACAUCGGGAAAUGGAGAGUCGACCCGACCGAGACGCAGCAGCGCCGGAACACGUUCUGGGAACUGUACACAUACGACUCGUGGCAGUGCUUCACUCUCGGCCGGCCGCCGUCGUUCUCCCUCUCGCAUGUCGAUUGCAAAAUGGCGCACCCCGCAGACGAAAGCCCGGAACGAGCUUUCCACGCUUGGAAACACAGGUUCGUAUCCGAGUGCAUGAGCGUCGUGCACGAUCAGGUGUUCGGCGCCAAGGUGCCGUCAUAUUCGACCGUGUUGCAGCUGGGACGCAAAUUGCAUGCUUUCCCCGUACCUGCUAUAUUGCAGAUUGCCGGUUUUGGAUCCGGUCCUGACGCAGCGACGAAUAAUACCGUCGCGUACCCGGAGUCGGUGUCUUUGAUGCUACAGAGACAUAUUGUGCUGGCUAUCAGAGAAAUGAACUUGUUGUAUAUGCACCGCAGCUUCUUCGCGAGGGCGCUCAGUGAGCACCCUAAAGAUCCACUUGGUAGUCCGUACGGCGCCUCCGUCAUUGCCGCGUAUAGGAGUGCCGGCUCGCUGGUGGCCUUGAUGCGCAACCUGCACUCACAAUUGACAGAGCUCACAGAGAGGAUAUUCUUCUUGUGGGGGCAUAUGUUCUCUUGCGCUAUCAUUCUCGGAUCUAUCGUGACGCGCUGCCCGUCGAUGAGCUUUGCCCCGUCCGCGCUAGUGCAGCUCGACUCGGCGUGCGAGCUGUUCGCCAAAGCAGCCCGAGGGUUCCGGACGCAGAAGGUCUUGACUAUUAUGCUCAGGAUGAAGGAGAAGGCGCACAGCAGCCUGUCCGCGUUCCGGGAGGGCAAGGCUUCGCCGACAGCCCUGCGCCUGCCUCAGUCGGAGCCACCGACGCCUGACACGGACGAUGACGAGCUUUCUACCUUGGGAGGACAGACGCGGGUGGUGGCCCGGAAAGAAAGCACGGGUUCCCCGCCGUCUAUGCGGUCCCCGACUUCGUUGAACCCUGUGGUCCCUCUGCCCUUGACACCGAAUACGGACCAUCAAGUGCAUCCAACUGUAGUGGAGUAUCUGAGGUCGUUCGAGCCGGCACCUCAAUCGGCGCCUAUGAUCGGGACCUCGCUGCACGCAGAGCCGACGCAAUAUAACGAGGAUGCGCAGAUGUAUAUGGGUUAUGUAUCGAAUCCGCAGAUGGCGGCACAAUAUCAGCAGCAAUCGCCAGUCACCGCUAAUGGAACAGGGUACGCCCACUUCCCGCAGUAUUUCCCUGUGUACGACUAUGCGCCGGUGCCAAACGGUGCUGACUACAACUAUGCGUCGUCCUCCAUGCCGCAAAUGAACGGGUACAUGUCGACGGAGAGGGAUAGUGCGUCAGGGAGCCCGGAAGCAAGUAUGCAGACGACUUGGCAGGAGUUCGUGGACACGAUGACUUGA
Gloeophyllum trabeum ATCC 11539 is the source of this 2583-nucleotide messenger RNA. RefSeq lists its product as uncharacterized. Gene Ontology annotation, molecular function: DNA-binding transcription factor activity, RNA polymerase II-specific; DNA binding; zinc ion binding. The coding region runs from base 1 to 2583 and encodes 860 amino acids. Lineage: Eukaryota; Fungi; Basidiomycota; Agaricomycetes; Gloeophyllales; Gloeophyllaceae. The record is from RefSeq and is a predicted model, not a curated record. Gene Ontology annotation, biological process: regulation of DNA-templated transcription; DNA-templated transcription. The transcript is spliced from 14 exons.